AUGUCCGACAACAACAACCAGCAGCAACAGCAGCAGCCUCAGGGCUCUCAGCCUGGCCUCAUUGGCAGUCACUACCAAUACGCCAAGGGCGCAGCCGAGGCCACCGUCGGUGUCCUCACUGGCUCCCAGGCAUGGAAGGCUUCAGGCGAACAAGACAAGGCAGCAGGUCUGGCGGCGCUGAAGAAGGUUGGAGAGAUGAGGGAGCAGCAAGACCCUAAUCAUGAGCACGGCUACGGCAGGGCCGAGGAGAUUGCGGGCAGGGUCACUGGAUGCCAGGGAAUGGAGCGGGAAGGCCACGCCAGCGCUCACAAGAAGCAGUAG
Messenger RNA from Fusarium keratoplasticum, 321 nucleotides. RefSeq lists its product as uncharacterized. The record is from RefSeq and is a predicted model, not a curated record. Lineage: Eukaryota; Fungi; Ascomycota; Sordariomycetes; Hypocreales; Nectriaceae. Bases 1 to 321 code for a protein of 106 amino acids. The transcript is spliced from 2 exons.